AUGAAGAUCUUUAAGUGCAGCCAUAUCAAGAACCAGGAGAGGUAUAGACCCACUUUUAAUGCAGGGCCUUUUAAACACCUCCCUGUCGCGUAUAUGAGACAGCAGGAGAUAACAGAGAAGGAAAUGAAGAGAUUUGUGAUAGAAGAUUUAAAGGAAAAGGAGGAUAUAGAAGAAGCUGGAUUCAAAGCUAAUUUUGAAGAUGACUCAGAAUCAGAAGAAGCAAAGGAAGAAUCGAAAGAAGAGCUAAAAGAAGCCUCAGAAAGCAAAUUUGGGAAAAGAAGGAAGAGAGAUGAAAUGGAAAAUGACGAAAGAGAAAUUCAUGAAGAGACUAAAGGGAUGAGUCUCGAAGUCAUGAGAUGGGGCAUGGUCAGAGCAGAUACCAACCAGCCAGUAAUCAAUUGUAGGUUUGAAGAUUGCCUCAAAACGAAUAUGUUCAGAGGUUUACUCAAAGAUUUCAGAUGAAUCAUUACCAUCAAUGGAUACUACGAAUGGAAAGUAAAUGAUAAGGACAAACAACCAUUUUAUUUAUACCCAAAAGAAGGAGAAUACUUACAAUUAGCAGGACUCUUUAGACCUCAGAGACAGCCAGAUGGAACUAUUGUUAACAGUUUUGUCAUUUGAACCCUUGAAGCAAUGGACAAUAUCAGUUUCAUUCAUCAUAGAAUGCCAGUCAUCUUGACUCCAGAACUGCAAAAGAUUUGGCUUGAUCCUACAAUCGAACCAAAGACAGUCUUCAGCAAAGUUUGCAGAUCCAGCCCAAAAGACAUGUUAUCCUACUACAAAGUUGCUGACGUUGUCAACAAAAUCAAAAAUGACAACGAAGACUGCAUCAUGAAACUCGAAGACUACAAAAAGAAGCUACACAGUCGGGGUCUUGGUAGAUUCUUCGGUUUUGCAUCCAAAAAGCCGCAAACCUCUGUUGAACCCCCAGUUCCUAACCCUAUUACUCAAUCCAUAAAGCCCACUCAGGCUGUUGCUCCUUUGGAAGCCUCACUCGGUUCGCUUUCCAUCACUCCUGUUGCAGAGGCCAGCUUGGCCUCUGCUCAGAACCCGGCUGGUGCUGAUCCUUCACAAGCUCCCUCUAGCUCAGAUCCUAAGCUAGAUAAGAAUGAGUCACCAGAUCCUGAAGAUAGGAAAGAAGGAGAUAAAAGCUAA
Molecule: messenger RNA, 1155 nt
Organism: Moneuplotes crassus
Lineage: Eukaryota; Ciliophora; Spirotrichea; Euplotida; Euplotidae
Source: the annotation of a GenBank genome assembly